AAGAGUGGUUCUCGUCUUCUUUUGGUGGAGAACAUAGGACCCGAGAACUUGGUGACUAUACUGUUUAGCUUUUGGUUUUCGCUUCUUGCAAGGGGAGUUGCUGGUUCAUCUGCUAUUUCUUUUUAUUCUUCGGGAUUACUUCCUAACGAUCGAGGUCCAUGGGAGCAUGGUAUUCGAACAACUGAGACUUUGAAGCUGAAAGCCUUUCCUUUUCAUCAUAAAAAAAUAUCAAUGGAGCUCGGUUUUUCUUCCCAAUCCAAAAGGAAAAGAGAUAAAGUAUCUUCCUCUAAGGUUCCAUUCCAAAAUCCUCCGGAUUUCGACCCGAGUCCGUCUUUUCUGACCCUUUUCUCCUCAUCUAAAAAGAAAUGGGAUUCUCCGGGUUUCGGUCCGGGUCCGGCUUCUCCAGUAUGGCAUAGCGACUCAGAUGGUGCAACCGCACUAAAAUUUGUACUAGACUCACCAUCCUCUAGUCUUUCCGAGGUAGAGACUCGGAUGGCAUCAAAACUUGUCUCGUUAAUGAACGAAUUUGUUAGAGGGGUUCAUUUUUCAAGGCAAUUGCAGCAGAAAGCCGAUGAAGCCCCUUCUGCACGUUCGAUGUUGGCAGUUGAUAGGUGCAAUAGAGUCUUUGGGAGCAAAAAAAGGAGAAAUCAUCCAUUUGGAGCGAAAAGAGCAAAAAGAUCAAUUGGCGGGCGAAAUAUAUUUGGAGCCGGCUAGGUUGUGCAAGAAAGAGGUGAUGAACAACCUGUCAGUUUCUCAAAACCGACAGUUAAGCAAGAAAGAAUAGGCUGUCAGUUAUCUGGAACUGACAAGCCAAAUAUCACUUCAGUGGCCCUUAUCAUCACCCGUGGGGUGCCAAUAACAGUCCCAACAUUUCUAACCCUAAAUCGAGAACAUUACUUCCCAAAUCAUUUUCUCUACCUGGGAGUAAAUAGGCAGAGACAGAAAGGGAGGCAGCUCCAAAUUGAGAGAGAUUGGGAAGGAAAUCGAGUUAUUGUUGCUCGAAUUGAUGAGAGAGGCCAAAUCGAAGAUAAAAUGGGGAUGGCUACUGUUCUGUUCAACCGAGAGAAGAAUCGGAUUCAGGUGAAGAUAGGGUUCGAGUCCAGGGUGAUUGAGAACUGAGAUUCAAAUGAUGAGUGAACUGUAAAUGUCAAAUUAGGAGAUGGGUUUGGUGAUUCUAGAGCCAUGGAAGGCAUUAGAAGACAGGGGUUGCUCUCAAUUUCUCUUGAGGAUACGAAUUCAUGAGAUUCUGAAGUGGUUUGGUUGAGAUGGUGGUGCUGAGAUAGCAACAUGGGUUUGAUUGAAGAGUUUGUAAAGAAUUAGAGCAUGGGUCUGUGUUGGAAUCGUUAUUAGGGAGAAAGAAUGAUGAUGGCUGCUGAUGAAUUUAUUGAGUUGCUGGUGAAGACAGUAAUGAAGGAGAAAGGAGGUCUGAAACUGUUGGAUGAUAUGGAUUUGAUUCAGCUGUUGCCAUGUAUUUGUGCUUGGCAGAGAGAUGCCUCGAAAUUGAAGCUGCAGCUAAUGGUAUCAAAGAUGAUGAAUGAAUGAGUAUCUGUCAGUAACUGGAUUUCAGAUGAGUGAAGUACUGAAUUUGGUCAAGAAGAGGUGAUAUCGGGAUGGUUUCACUGAGAAGAACACAGAGGAGAUGGCUGGAAGGUGAAUGUGCAGGAUAGGAGACUGGUGGCUGUAGUGUGCAGAAUGAUGCUGUUGCAAAUGAGCUGAGCAGAUCUUGGAGCUGAAAUGGGUGCUAAAGCUGGUACUUGUGUGUAUGACUGAGAUAAUGGAGCUGGUACUUCAGAGUUGAUGGUGCUGAAGGAAAUGGAGAAUGGCUCAAGCAGUGAAAGAUUGCAGAGGAAUGAAGCUGGAUUUGUUUGUGGCAGUUGAGAUUGGUUCGAAUAUGGUGUUGUUGGUGUUGAAAGACAACAAAGAAGACCUGAGAUAGAGAAGAAAUGUGCCUAAUGGGUAUCGCGUGCGAGUGAAAUGAAGUUAGUUCUGUGAUGCACAAUGGUUGAGAAUUGCAGAAUAAGCUUAUGCAGCUGGUGAAUAAUAUUACAAGGGAAGCCAGAACAUGGUACCAGAACAUGGUGGUGUUGUAUUCUUGGUGGUUUCUGGUAGAGCUGUAGGCUGGAAUUGCAGUUGGAUGAGGUUCUGGUUGUGCUCGAAUUGGUGAUGCUGCAACAGAAGGAAGAUUACUAGUAAAGAUGGAAUGGUUCUGGCGGUAUUUUCAGCUGUACAGGUCAUGGUGAUGGCAGAGACUGAAGAUGGAUUGUGCUGCAUUGAUUUCGUGUUUCUCAGCAAGAGAUGAAAGUGGUGAAGCUAAGAAGGGAAGGAAGGAAUUGAUACUGAGGUUCACAAGUGGCUGGAACUGAUGGUUGUUGAUCAACGAGAAGCAAUUGCAAUUGAUGGGUAUUAUGGAAUGGAAGUAUAUGAGCUGAAGGCUGAGUGCCAGCAGUGACUUUGGCGUGAAGUGAAACUGGUUUUGUAGUAUGUAUAUGAAUGAAUGAAUAUUAAUCGAUAGAUGUAUGCUUGUUAGGUUGCGAGGAAAUGGAGCUGUGCUACCAGUUUGGUCGAGAUUUGAGCUGAACUGAAAUGGGUUGUUGGUUUGAGGCAGCAGUGAAGUUGUUGGUGUAUGUUUACAAAGGAUUCUGAGAAGCAGCAGAUGAAUUGAAACUGGUUUACAGUGGAGAUGUUAUAGAGUUGGAGGAGCAAAAAAAGCCGAAUUGGAGCAAUAAGGUAUUGUGUUUGGUAUACAGGGAGAUGGUGCUGCUGUUGCACCUAGAAGACUGAGAAGUUUGUGCAAGUGAUGCAGUUACAGAGCCAUAGUGUGCAGCUGGUGCCGAGAAGAACUGAAAUGGAGUCAGUGGAAAGUGAUAGAGCUUACAGGGAAAUGGUUGAUGCUGGGCUAUGGUUGAGCUGAGGAUGUUGGUGCCUGAAGCUGGAGGAAUUUAUGCAAACUGUGACGAGCAUAUGGAACUGAGCUGGAGGAAGUGAUAUUGAAGCUGCACUGUUGUGAAGGGUGUAGGUGAAUUGAAGCUCAAACUAAGGUAGAACUGGUGAUUGUCAUGGGUGCAUUGGUUGUAUUGCAGAGUAUUGGACUGAGAAGUUGCAAGAUGGCUGAGCUGAAUUGCAGGUAGAUGGACUGAUAAUGGUGGUAAUGAAUUGAUCAAUGGAAUAGGCUGUGAGUUGCAUCUGUGACUGAAUGGAAUUGGGUAGAGCUGAGAUGUUGGAAGCUGGAGCAUUGGUAGUUUUGGAUAGUGAAUAGCAUGGCCUGAAGUAGAGUUUGUAAUUGGCUGAGGAAGGAAUGGGAAGAGCAGAUGAAUGUUGGGAGUUGAAACUGUGUAGAGAAUAAUGGCCGGAAUCGGCUGGGAACUUAUCAGAAACAGUCAAAACUCGUCGGGGAUCGGUUACGACCGAGUCGACUCAGUGAUCCAGAGAUGGCUUGGUUGGACGUGGACCUGCUCUCACUGGGCUUCACUCGGGUGUGUGACCAAGGCAGAGACUAUAUAAAAGGGAUAUCUCUUUACACAUGAGGGGGCUUGAAUAUCUCAUCUUCUUCUACUUUGGUUCUAGGGUUUAGAACAUGAUGGCUUUUCUAUUCCUUCUUGUGAUGAACUCCUUUAACAUGAGUACUUAAUUUUAUCAUUGAUUUAAGGAAUAAGUUGGAUUUCCAAAUAUGGGUUUUUAUGCAAUGAAUUAGUUUUGUCUCCA
Messenger RNA from Papaver somniferum (opium poppy), 3702 nucleotides. RefSeq lists its product as uncharacterized. The transcript is spliced from 5 exons. The record is from RefSeq and is a predicted model, not a curated record. Lineage: Eukaryota; Viridiplantae; Streptophyta; Magnoliopsida; Ranunculales; Papaveraceae. The coding region runs from base 232 to 714 and encodes 160 amino acids.